AUGCCCUCCACUCACAACAAAGAUAAACCUUGGGACACGCCUGACAUCGACAAAUGGACGAUUGCUGAAUUUCUUCCGGAAGACAAUGCUUCCGGUUUACCAUUUUCAGAGGAGUCCAGCUUUAUGACUCUUUUUCCAAAAUACAGAGAAGUUUACCUAAGGUCAGUAUGGAACGACGUCACCCGCGCAUUAGACAAAUUCCAUGUAUCGUGCGUAUUGGAUUUGGUGGAAGGCUCGAUGACGGUGAAAACAACGAGAAAAACAUUUGAUCCAGCAGUCAUACUUAAGGCCAGAGAUCUCAUAAAGCUUCUCGCUCGUUCGGUGCCGUUUCCUCAGGCUGUCAAGAUUUUGCAGGAUGACAUGGCCUGCGACGUGAUUAAGAUCGGCAAUUUCGUAAGCAAUAAAGAGCGUUUUGUUAAAAGAAGGCAACGUCUGGUGGGACCAAAUGGUAACACUUUGAAGGCGCUUGAACUACUCACCAAAUGCUAUGUGCUUGUCCAAGGUAACACGGUAAGCGCGAUGGGCCCUUUCAAGGGCUUGAAAGAAGUGCGUCGAGUAGUCGAAGACUGCAUGAAAAAUGUGCAUCCAAUCUACCAUAUCAAAGAACUCAUGAUUAAGAGAGAGCUCGCCAAACGCCCCGAUUUGGCGGAGGAGGACUGGUCGCGGUUUCUGCCCAUGUUUAAGAAAAGAAAUGUCGCUCGUAAAAAGCCUAAGAACGUCAAAGUCAAAGAAACCAAGGUUUACACCCCCUUCCCACCUGCGCAGCUGCCUAGAAAGGUUGACUUGCAAAUUGAGAGCGGUGAGUAUUUCUUGAGCAAAAAAGAGAAAGAUGCCAAAAAGCUAGACGAACGCAAGAAAGAACAGGCUUUGAAGCAAGUGGAGAAGGAAAAGGAGAGAGCCAAAGAUUACGAAGCUCCUUCGGAGUCAGAGUAUCAGGGAUCUUCAAAGAAAAGAAGUAGGAGCGGGGCCGACGCCAAGGAUGAGUCAAAGAAGAAGUCCAAGGCUUGA
Molecule: messenger RNA, 1008 nt
Organism: Lachancea lanzarotensis
Lineage: Eukaryota; Fungi; Ascomycota; Saccharomycetes; Saccharomycetales; Saccharomycetaceae
Gene: KRR1
Product: LALA0S11e00166g1_1
Exons: 1
Coding region: 1-1008 (335 amino acids)
Cellular component (GO): nucleolus; small-subunit processome
Molecular function (GO): RNA binding
Source: RefSeq, a predicted model, not a curated record